UCAUGCUUACACAGAUUACACUUAUUUCCGCAACUGACAAGUGAAUAGAUUGAACAAAUAUGAACUUUAUUAGCUUGGGAUAAAGUUGAUUCAAUAACCAACACAUCGUCCGUCAUAUUUCGUACAUCUAAAGUUUCAACAUUUUCAACCAAAACAAAUGAGUAACGGAUAAUUUCAAUUUUAAAGAUAGAAAACAAGACGUAAUAUAAGAAAAUAAUCAUUUUCCCUUGAUCUAAAAUGGAUUCUGCACGUUUGCUAAACUUUAGCAGAUCUCCAGAUUCAUCAAAUGUGACUCCUACAAAACCGAGACUAGGAAAAUUCUUAGAUGUCUACUCUCCUCAACAUCUUAACUUGACGCCAAAACCUGGGGGAAGAAACUUGGGCUUCAAAGGAACUAGUGAUUGUAAACAAAGUCUGUUUACACCUGAUAAAGUAGCACAAGUGGACUACAGGUGCAGAACUGUAAAAGCACAGCCUCUGCGCCAUGUAUCAUCCAAUCAUUCUUUUGAGGGUAACCAAAGCUUUCCACGUCUGAACCGAAGAGUGCGUCCCAUCAUGAUGGAACUAGAGACUCCAAGCAAGGUGAAGCCUGCCAGUGAUCUAGUGCGAGUGGAUGGCCCUAAUGGUCUCCGCUUCAACACUUCCUUGGCUGGGGGAGAUGCAACCAGCUCCCCAGCCUCGUCCGUGGCCGGAUGGCAGCAGUCCAUCAACACCAGCAAGGCAGUGUUCACCAUUGAGCCUAAUACUUCUAAAAUCCUCAUAGUAAACAAUAAAGCGUGCUCCCUGCUUGGCUAUUCAUCUGGAGAGCUCUGUGGCCUACAGUUCUCUGAUCUGAUCCGCAAUAGAAGCACCAAGACAUUCAGCCUGCACGACACUGACAGCUGCGAUGUAUCUGACGACGGCACUCUUGUGUUACUCAGUGGCAAGGUUGUGGAGCUGAUUUGCAAAGAUGGACGGGCGUCGCAAGUAUCACUUUGGAUAAGACAGUUGGACAAUGAUGGACCAUGUUUAGUUGUUGCUGAGCCAGUUAACUGUAAGAAUAUAGUUUUAACAGUAGACGCCGAGUCCGGCUGCGUGGUCUCCGUGGACAGUGGCGACGCGGCGCUAGUCUUCGCGGCGGAGAGCUCGGAGCAGCUGGUGGGGCUGCCGCUGGCGACGCUGGUGCCCGCCGUGCGGCUGCCGCGCGCCGCCCGCGCCGUGCCGCCCGACCAGGCCAAGCAGACGCUCACUGGUCGAACGUUAGAAGGCGGCGCGUUUCCUCUGUGCCUGUGGAUAUCCAAACCAGAGAAUAACGAGUCUUGGUCUAUGAAGACGCACAAAGACAAACCUCUCUUAGAAAUUAAUAUUAGGGUAACACUAAACGUAAGCGGUUUGCUAGUAGUGGACGAAGCAGGCCUCAUCACGGCUUGCAACCACCACUUCGCCAUGUUGACCUUCGGCAAACCCCACUCGGAGGUCAUCGGCCACCACAUUGAGGAGGUCAUACAGAACUUCUGCCGGGAAUCUGACAGGAUCAAGAUACCGGAGCGCGGCCGGAAUAUGACCCUGUCACCUGUGAAUAAUGAUGUUAAUGGAUCCGUGUCUGAUACUGACGAAGAUUCCUGCGGAGAUUUUAACGGCAGCCAGAAAAGUGCCUGCAUGUCCCUCAACGUGCACCAAUCACAGAUAUCCCAAGCGACCAGAGAGAAGUCCUCCAGUGCCUUAUGUCUAGACAAGUCUUGUAGCCUGGUCACCCACACACCGACACCCACUCAAGACAUGGUGUCCAGUAUAAGCACUACGGAACAAAGAAAUGACACAUCGGCUCUACCUGAUGUGACGUCAGGCAUGUCCGGAAUAUCUAUUGACGAAGAAGCGUAUUGCCAAAGUUCCAUAUCGAAGUCGCGAUCGGAAAAUAUACUUAGAUCAGAACAAUCCAACUUGAAAAGCAAUCAAGCCAAAAACGCCGAAAAGUCAGACUCUAUUUACUACACCUCACAGCACUCACAAGAGCUCACGCCAACGGGAAAUGCUCCUAGAGUGAGGCUAAACGACCCGUCUUUACGCUUGUCUUUUGAUAGCAGUAAAUACAAAUCGUUGAAGGUGAAUUUGCCAAAUCAAGGGAAGGACGACAAGAGUAGCCUUUCGCUAGACUUCUGCGACUCAAAUGAGACAAGUGCAGAUUUCUUGACUCCAAUAAAUGAGAUGCCUCCACCUGGCUGUGAGAUUGAGGAACUACCGAAACACAAUGGCAAUGAGAGCAUUGAGAGUUUGAGCAAUGAUAUCGAUUUGGAGACACAGACUGAAUCCGCCCCUAGAAGACGGUAUGAAGACGAGCCCCCAGACACGCCGUGUGUGGCGAAGCGGUUGCUUCGAGCCGUCACCUCCACGCCGCAGUCUCGCGACAGAAACUCCAUCGCCGUACAAGACGGCACCUAUCGCUCUGUUGUCAAACAUAACGAUGGGCAUUAUAUGCACGUGGUGUACACGGUGUCGUCGAUGCAGGUGUCUGCGGCGCGGCGCGUGCGCUGCGUGUGGCUUGGAGUGGAGCUGGAGCACGGGCUGGCCUGCAGCCUCACGUCCACCGGAGACAACUCGGCUGCCAACAAGACGACCAGCAGCCGCCCGCAGUCGAUGUCGCUGAUGAGCCAGUGCGGCGAGGAGCAGGUCGCCGGCGACUACAACAAACAUUACGUCACGCUGAAGCAAAUCGGUAAAGGCGCAUACGGCUGCGUCAAAAUGGCGUAUCGGCGCUCGGACCGGCUACUCUGUGUGGCCAAGUUUAUCCUGAAGGAGAAAGUCGGCGCUCAGUUCUGGGUCGACAACCCUGACGGCAAGCGGGUGCCGCUGGAACUCAGUUUACUGCUGACGUUGAAGCAUCCUAAUAUUGUGACAGUAAUAGACGCGUUCGAGAACGACAAGUACUUCCAGAUGGUGAUGGAGAAGCACGGCGCCGGCAUGGACCUGUUCGAGUUCAUCGAGCGAAGGCCUAGACUGGACGAGCCUCUAGUCAGCUACAUAUUCAGACAGGUCGCCCAAGCAGUAGAAUACCUCCACUCGCUGAACAUCCUCCACCGAGACAUAAAGGACGAGAACAUAAUCAUAGACAACAAGUUCCACAUCAAACUGAUCGACUUCGGCUCGGCCACGUUCAUGAAUAAGGACACCCUGUUCUCUACCUUCUAUGGCACCACGGAGUAUUGCAGUCCGGAAGUACUGGCUGGGAAUAAAUACGCGGGCCCAGAGCUGGAGAUGUGGUCGAUGGGGAUAACCCUGUACGUGCUCACGUUCUUCGUUAACCCGUUCACCGACAUCGAGGACACCAUCCAGGGGCCGCUCGUCAUGCCGCACCCUGUGUCUGAAGACCUAGAGCACCUGCUGCGCUGGAUGCUGCACAAGGACCCCGCCGCGCGCUGCACCGUGCCGCAGCUGACGUCACACGCCUGGCUGACGCAGCCCGCGCCGCCCGGCAAGCACCAGUUCCACGAGCUGCUCGUGUGUGAUCGACACGAAGCAAACCCAGAAAUGUACUACAGCGGCAGUCUGAGCUCUCCCAGGAGUGGCUCGCUCAUAUCCCUGGCUGAACAUUUAGCUAAAGAACGUUCGAACCCUUCAGAAGUGGCGAUCCGUUCCGACGGCAAGCCUUCCCGAGACGAGCCGAAGCGCAACUCGAUGGCUCUGCACGCGCUCUCCACGGCCGAUAAAGACGCGCAGUCUGACAACUAUAGUCUACGGUCCUCGGCUGAUAUCCUAGAUAUAUCCUCUAAGCCGGUAUCAGAGGCGGCGCUCACAGACAUAAGCUCGGACGCGACGGGCCACGCCGCCUGCGACAUCGACUACGACUGCGACCAGUACGAGUGCGACAGCUGGGACGAGUGCGAGCAGGACAGCUUCUCGUAGAGCGAGCGAGACGGCUAUAUGUCGCACAACUCUUCAACUUGUCGGAUUGGUCAUAAAACUUAUCCGCGUAGCUGAGUUGAGCUACGCUAACUGAUUGUGUUUGUCAACUGAACUGAUCAUGAUGGCUUUAGACGGAAAAACAGUAUUAACACGUCACCCAAUGUAAUCCGACUCUUGUUGAAUUGAA
Molecule: messenger RNA, 4066 nt
Organism: Plutella xylostella (diamondback moth)
Lineage: Eukaryota; Metazoa; Arthropoda; Insecta; Lepidoptera; Plutellidae
Gene: Pask
Product: PAS domain containing serine/threonine kinase
Biological process (GO): negative regulation of glycogen biosynthetic process; intracellular signal transduction; protein phosphorylation
Cellular component (GO): nucleus; cytoplasm; cytosol
Molecular function (GO): protein serine/threonine kinase activity; ATP binding
Source: RefSeq, a predicted model, not a curated record